Molecule: messenger RNA, 1511 nt
Organism: Boleophthalmus pectinirostris (great blue-spotted mudskipper)
Lineage: Eukaryota; Metazoa; Chordata; Actinopteri; Gobiiformes; Gobiidae
Gene: zp3f.2
Product: zona pellucida glycoprotein 3f, tandem duplicate 2
Exons: 10
Coding region: 247-1269 (340 amino acids)
Biological process (GO): binding of sperm to zona pellucida; positive regulation of acrosome reaction; egg coat formation
Cellular component (GO): extracellular matrix
Molecular function (GO): acrosin binding
Source: RefSeq, a predicted model, not a curated record
UAACAAAACAGUGGACGAUCUGCUUGGCCGGUUGAGUUCACUUCCUGUGCAGCUCAAACAAUGUUCCCGCCUGGCGAGAAGCCGUCAAAGCAAAGUUCCGCCUAACUGAGCGACAGAAGUUUUGAUGCGGUUGCGGCACUUAUCUUUAAAUCAAAGAAGAGGAAGAAGACGCAGAUGUGGAUCAUUGACCUAAUGAGACCGAAAGUUCUCUUGAAUGUUAUUUGUCAAGAGUGAAAUCUGCAAGUCAUGAUAACUGUACUUCAUUUAGGUGUUAUAGUAGCGGUUCUUUCAGCAACACUGGCUAAAGAAGAUAUCAAAGUAUCCUGCUUAAAAGACUCUGUGAGCAUUGCAUGGAGAAUCCAAGCCGAUUUGGUACCAUAUGUGGCACGCAUUUUUCUUGGAAACUGCAAACCAUCACAGUUCCAUGUUUUGCCCACUGGAGACGGGGAAGUGCUCUUUCAUUAUCAAUUUGCAGAGUGCAGAUUUAAAAAGCGGAUGAAAGGGAAGUACAUUAUAUUUGAAAAUGAACUUGCCUUCAGGCCACAACAAAGGAUGAAACCUGCAGCCUUUGUGUUUCCUAUAAAGUGUGUAACUAAAAGACCUGACAGUUGGGUUCCACAGUUCCUAAAUCCUGGAGCAGGUUCAUCUGAAGCUCGAGGAGGCUUGGUUUUCCACAUGGCUCUUUUAAAUGCUGAACUAACGGGUAUUGCAGAAAGUAAUAUUAUCCCUCUGGGCUCAUUCAUGCCAAUAUGGGCUGCAGUAGAUCAAAAGUCCCAUCAGCCUUUACUGCUACUCAUGGAGGAGUGUAUUGCAGCAACAACUCCCAAGCUUUAUCCUGAUAGCCAAGUGUACCCCCUCAUUACUAAUCAAGGAUGUCUUGUGGAAAGUCAGGUGGGAAACUCUGUUUUCCUUCCUCGAUAUCACUCGUCUUCAAUCAUCGUAUAUCUUCAGUCGUUCAGAUUUGGACUCGGACAGGAGUUGUACAUACACUGUAAAUUGAUUGCUUGGGACCCAGACCAUUUGGAUAGGACAAAGAAGGCCUGCUAUUAUUCUAAAAAGAGUGGGAGCUGGGAGCUCUUAGACAGUCCGGAAAAGAGUUCCAUCUGUAGUUGCUGUGCUUCGAACUGCAUGACAAGAUCCAGGAGACACAUUGAUAUUGAAUUGGAAGCUCUCUCCUACCACUCCAUUGUAGGACCAGUAAUUAUAGUUGAUCAAUCGGACCGAGGAGUGCAGGACACAAAAACUGGAUCCACGUCUACUGUUGUAUGACAGUGAAUUAAAGAAAUUGAUUAAUUCUGAGUUUGAAGACCAAUAUGCCCACUAAUGGUGUAAAAAGGCAAUCAUCAGAACUUGCAAGAUCUAAAAGAUUCUUUAAACUCUGCUGUAUAAACUACCUAACAGUCAUCUUAUUAAUGCUGAAUAUAGGGCACUAUAAAAAAGGGAUGGAUGGAAUGGAAAAUUUGUUUCAAUUUUCAUUUUAAAAACUAAAUAAAAAUGCCUUUCAACAUUGA